AUGAUCGCCAUCGAUCUUGAUUUUGCUGAGGGCCAAUGGCAAUACCAUAUAUCAACCACCUUCUUCGUUGGUGUAAUCUUACCCCUUCUAUACUACGUGUACGAGAAAUACGUUACCCCCAGACCGAACAAGUACAAUAAGCUCGAAGCACCAAAAAAGCUCGUGUACCCUAUUGCAGAUGAAGCGAAGCCUCAUUGGAAGGGUAAGAGGCUCUACUCGCCUAAUAUCGGCUUACGCGUGCCUGGUGAACCCACAAAGAUCCAAAGUUACUGUCCAGCUACGGCACAGUUCUUGGGCACAUUUGAGUGCACCUCUCGUAAGGAGAUGGACGAGCAGAUAAGAAAAGCUGAAGCUGCUCAGAAAGAAUGGGCUCAAUCAAGCUUUGUGGUCAGAAAACAGCUUUUGCGGACUCUCAAUCAGUUCAUUUUGGAUAACCAGCAAGACAUCGCACGCGUCGCUUGUAGAGACAGUGGAAAGACGAAGUUGGACGCCUCAAUGGGUGAGAUCAUGGUCACUUUGGAAAAGAUCAAUUGGAUCAUUGCCCACGGCGAGAAAGCAUUGAGUCCCUCAACCAGGGCUGGACCUUCAUCUCUCCUUAUGGGUCUUAUGAAGCAUGCCGAGGUUCGCUACGAACCUUUGGGUGUUAUCGCGGCCAUUGUGUCUUGGAACUACCCGUUGCAUAACCUUAUUGGUCCUGUUUUGGCAGCUUUGUUCAGCGGUAAUGCUAUUAUUGUUAAAUGCUCGGAGCAAGUCGUGUGGUCUUCUACGUGGUUCGUGGGUAUGAUACACGCUGCCCUUCGCCUGCUUGGCCUUAAUGAGGACAUUGUUCAAUUGUGUUACUGCUACCCUGAAGAUGCCGAGUACUUCACAUCCCACCCAGGCUUGAAGCACAUUACAUUCAUCGGCUCCAAGCCUGUUGCGCAGAAGGUUCUUCAGAGUGCCUCUACUGAAUUGACGCCAUGUGUUAUCGAGCUAGGCGGCAAAGAUUCAGUCAUUGUGUUGGAUGAUAUGUCCGACUACAACCCAUUGUCGUCGGUCCUCUUGAGAGGCACUUUCCAGAGCGCAGGCCAGAACUGUAUCGGAAUUGAGCGUGUAAUUUGUCUUCCAAAAGCUUACGAAGAACUAGUGCCAAUCUUAGAAGAAAGGCUCCGCGGGUUCCGUCUUGGUUCGGAUAUCGAUCAACUCGACGAGAUUGACAUGGGCGCUAUGAUUUCAGACAACCGCUUUGCUGCCAUCGAAGAACUCAUUGAAGAUGCUGUGUCUAAAGGUGCUCGUCUUUUAGCUGGUGGAAAGCCUUAUCUGCAUCCUAACUACCCACAAGGACACUACUUUGAGCCAACUCUUUUGGUCGAUGUGGAUACAUCCAUGAAGAUCGCCAACACCGAGGUGUUCGGCCCUGUUCUCACCAUGAUGAAAGCCACUGACGUUGAUGAUGCGGUCAGAAUCUCGAACAGUACCGAGUUCGGUCUCGGCAAUUCUGUCUUUGGGUCGUCCUUCAAGCAAUGUAACGAAAUUGCUCAACGACUCGAGUCUGGAAAUGUCGCGAUCAAUGACUUCGCUACAUUCUACGUGUGCCAGCUUCCCUUCGGUGGAAUAAAGAAGUCUGGAUACGGUAAGUUUGGAGGUGAAGAGGGAUUGACCGGUCUUUGCAAUGCCAAGUCCGUGGUCAUGGACAAGCCACUCUUGAGACUACUCGGAGUCAAGACCGCGAUCCCACCACCAAUUGAUUAUCCGAUUGCUGACGACAAAAAAGCAUGGGGCUUUGUCAGCGGGCUUAAUACUGCAAGCUACGACUCCCGCUUCUGGAAGAUUGUUAAUGGUUUCAAAAAAUUAGCCAAGGGCGGCGCCUGA
Molecule: messenger RNA, 1851 nt
Organism: Candidozyma duobushaemuli
Lineage: Eukaryota; Fungi; Ascomycota; Pichiomycetes; Serinales; Metschnikowiaceae
Gene: MSC7
Product: meiotic recombination directing protein
Exons: 1
Coding region: 1-1851 (616 amino acids)
Molecular function (GO): aldehyde dehydrogenase (NAD+) activity
Source: RefSeq, a predicted model, not a curated record